This is a messenger RNA of Neoarius graeffei (lesser salmon catfish), 2723 nucleotides long. RefSeq names its product transmembrane protein 101 (gene tmem101). The record is from RefSeq and is a predicted model, not a curated record. The transcript has 5 exons. Bases 20 to 787 code for a protein of 255 amino acids. NCBI's taxonomy places the organism in Eukaryota, Metazoa, Chordata, Actinopteri, Siluriformes, Ariidae. Gene Ontology annotation, biological process: positive regulation of canonical NF-kappaB signal transduction.
ACGAAGCGGAAGAAAAAUUAUGGCGCCUCCGAGUAGAAGGCAGGUACUGAGGCUUAUCGCGCAGUUCGGAGCGUUUAUUCUGACCCGGUUUGGUUUCUGGAACUGUUUCAGUAUGCUCAUGCUUUUUGCUGAGCGGGCUGAUGUGAAAAGGAAGCCAGAUAUCCAGGUGCCGUACUUGUACAUCGACAUGGCAGCAGCAGUGUUGUGUGCCAGUUUCAUGUCGUUUGGGGUGAAGAGGAGAUGGUUUGCUCUCGGCGCCGCAGUCCAGUUGGCUUUCAGCACGUAUGCAUCCUACAUCAGUGGACAUGUUUAUUAUGGGGACUGGUUAAAGGUGAGGAUGUACUCGAGGGCCAUGGCUGUGAUUGGAGCUUUUCUAGUGCUGGCCAGUGGAGCAGGAGAAGUGUACAGGCAGAAACCACGCACGCGCUCACUACAGUCCACUGGCCAAGUCUUCUUAGGAAUCUAUUUGAUCUGUGUGGUUUACUCUCUCCAGCACAGUCAGGAGGACAGAUUGGCAUACUUGGACCACAUCCCCGGUGGUGAAAUCACCAUUCAGCUCCUGGUCAUUCUCUUUGGUGUACUUGCACUCUCCUUCCUCUCAGGGUACUAUGUGCGUUUAGCCUCUCAGAUCUUAGCUGUACUCCUCCCGCUGAUCCUCCUGUUCAUCGAUGGCAAUAUCGGCUACUGGCACCGCACACGCCGCGUCGAGUUCUGGAACCAAAUGAAGCUGAUUGGACACAACGUGGCCAUCUUUGGAGCUGUGCUUAUCCUUGGUACAGAUGGCUAAACACACAGGAAGUGAAUGUCACCUUAGCACAAGUAGUGGGUAGUCACUCCAUCCAAACUCCCUGUAACUGCACUGAGUAUUUGCUCCAAAUUGUCCUACAUACACUAUAUUGCCAAAAGUAUUUGCUCACCUGCCUUGACUCACAUAUGAGCUUAAGUGACAUCCCAUUCCUAAUCCAUAGGGUUCAAUAUGAUGUCGGUCCACCCUUUGCAGCUAGAACAGCUUCAACUCUUCUGGGAAGGCUGUCCACAAGGUUUAGGAGUGUUUUUAUGGGAAUUUUUGACCAUUCUUCCAGAAGCACAUUUGUGAGGUCACACUCUGAUGUUGGACUAGGGAUGUUAACCGAUGACCGUUUGACCGAAUCAGCGUCAACUGUUUUUUUUUUUUUUUUUUUUUUUUUUUUGGUUGUCGGUGAGAAAAAAAAAAUCGUUUUGAAGCUGCCGAUUUUGGAGCGGAGAACCUGGAAUUCUGUGUUGUAAACGCUUGGGCCAUGCCAUGCAGUGUAAGGACGACAGCUGACAAAUCAGAAACACCCAUUCAGUCAUGUCCUGCCCCAGUUGAACACAGUUGCCACUCGGCGAAAGAAAAAAAGUGUAGAGACAGGCUUUUUAGCUUACAAAUUACUAUUGUUUUUUUUUAUUAUUAUUAUUAGAAGGCACAUCAACUUUAGUCCUGCCUUGGCCAGUGCAUUCUGAAAGUAUGUUUCGGUCUGUAGCCAACAAUGCAUGUUAUUGCAGAUCAUAUCUCUCCACACAAACUAAAGGCGCAGAUGCCGACUUUUUCACGGCUUUUUCAUGGACUGUAAUGGCAUUUGCUUAUGUAAUAAUUUUAAUACAGAAUUUACUCUGAUGAAAUUAUUCAGACACUCCAACGCACCCCCCAAAAAAAAAUCGGAUCUGCACGAGCCGUGAAAAAGGCGCGCUGUUUGCAUCCCUGUUUAAACUCAUAGGUUAACUGACUUUAACCGGCUAAUGAGGCUCGGUGGUCGGUCAAGAUUUUAAGUUUUCACCAUCCCUAUGUUGGACGAGAAGGCCUGGCUCUCAGUCUCCGCUCUAAUUCAUCCCAAAGGUGUUCUAUCGGGUUGAGGUCAGGACUCUGUGCAGGCCAGUCAAGUUCAUCCACACCAGACUCUGUCAUCCAUGUCUUUAUGGACCUUGCUUUGUGCACUGGUGCAGUCAUGUUGGAAGAGGAAGGGGCCAGCUCCAAACUGUAAAAACAGUCUGCAUGCCUAGGUGCUUGAUUUUUAUACACCUGUGGCCAUGGAAGUGAUUGGAACACCUGAUUUCCAGUAAUUUGGAUGGGUAAGCAAUUACUUUUGGCAAUAUAGUGUAUCAAAAUAACUCUUGAUUUGGCUACAUCCAGACCCAGAGGAGAUAACAUUCUUGGUGUUAAACUGCAGAGCUGGCUUUGUCUCUGCCAUUAUUCAGUAAACUAAUGUAUGGUUUUAUACUUGGGUUAUACUCCACCAGGACACUAUACAGAAGAGAUGGCAUGCUAUUUGCACACACUGUUUUCAGAUCAUGAUAAUGGCUGUUCUCAGGUUUGAAUUGUAACUCUCUGAUCAUUAGUUUAGAUAUUAACAGGGAAAUAAUUUAUGAAUCCAGUUAAAUAGGAGAUUGCGCCUUGCUACAUUGUGCCUGUGGGUACGUCGUUUUAAAGAAAAGCCCAGUUUGAAAAAGGUGUUUGAAUUUUAAGUGACUGUUUACAUUUUUUUUUUUUUUUUAAUUUAAAUGUAAGAAUUUUCUACAGGUCUUAAUGUUGCAUUGUUUAAUUAGAGCCUGUUUAAAAGGCUGUUUUGUUGUUGCUAAUGCUGUAUAGUAUGUUAAGCAAUUCCAAGACUGCUCCAUUACUGGCAGCUCAGAGCUCUACAUUCUUUCUUUAUCCAAUAUCACCACAUCAUUGUUUUAAUAAAAACAAUGAAACUUUUAUAUUUGAA